AUGGCCCAAGAAUUUGCCAAACUUCUCGGCAUUAGUGAUUUUAAAGUAUCUGAAGAUCUUCCAAAAUAUAGAGAAGAAUUACAAAAUUUAUUAAAAGAUUGGCCACUAGAAGAUAUCUUUAAUUGUGAUGAAACUGGUCUAUUUUGGAAAAUGGAACCUUCAAAAUCCCUUGCCAGAGAUGCAAUUAUAGGAAAAAAAAAGAAUAAACAAAGAGUUACAGUUCUUUUAUGUGCAAAUAUUACAGCAUCUGCUCAUUGUAGUGAAGAAAGUUUAAAAUCAGAAAAGUUAUCAAAUAUUAUACUACAUCCAUUACCUGCAAAUACUACAGCACAUUUACAACCAAUGGAUGCAGGUAUAAUCCAUUCUUUUAAGGCACAAUAUAGAAAACUUCUUGUAAAAUUUAGAAUUGAUCAAUUUAAUUUAAUGGAUAAUAAUAAUAUUCGAAAAGACAUUAAUAUCAAGCAUGCUAUAGAUUGGAUUGCUGAAGCAUGGAAUAAUAUUAAGUUUGACAAUCCAGAAACACCCUCAUCUAUAGAUAGCAUUAUUUCAGAUAGCACAAUAACUGGUGAUAUAAUUCCAUUUCAACAAUAUAAUAAUCAAGAAAUUCAAAAUUUAAUUUCUCAAUUGCCUUAUGAAGAUAUCAUUAAUACAAAUGACUAUAUUGAGAUUGAUGAUUCACUUGAAAUUGAAAAUAUUAAUAUAACAAAUAGAAAUAUUAUAAAUUUAGUUCAAAAAAAAAAUCAACCAAAAGAAUUAAACAAAAAUUAG
Molecule: messenger RNA, 768 nt
Organism: Diversispora eburnea
Lineage: Eukaryota; Fungi; Glomeromycota; Glomeromycetes; Diversisporales; Diversisporaceae
Source: the annotation of a GenBank genome assembly